AUGGAGUCGGUCAAGUUUGUGCCGCCAGGCGGCCAUCGUGCCUGUCUCAGCUGCUCGGCCGCCAAGGCCAAGUGCGUGUUCCCUGACGAUGGCAGCGUUGGCGGCAGCCGGGACAGUGUUCUUGGGAGCUUUGGUGUAUCGGGGUUUGAGAACAGUCCGGAUGGAACUGAUAUCUACACCACUUCAUCGAUCAGCGGCGUUCAGGCUUGCCCGCGAUGCGAGCGCUGCGAACGCCUCGACCGAGACUGUCUUCUGCCAGUGAGGCCGCGCAAGAAGCGGCGAGUCGGGCCUCUCAAGUUUGUGAACCCACCCAUCUUAUACGUGUCGCAAAUGGCCUAUAGCCCUCUGUUCAUUCCCCUCCUUGCUAACGCCCAUCCUAGACCAGGUACCAGCCGAGCAGCCGCAGAUUUUACUCCCAAGGAGACGGCUGAAUCAGCUGGGGCUGUUGUGAUUCCUCUGUCUUCUGAUACCUCCAUUCACGCAGCCUCAUGUGCUAUCACGGCGCCGCCCUAUGCAGCGACCAGUGCUUCCGGCAGUAGUCGGCCAACUCCGACACCACCACCAAAGUUGACACCGACGCCACCGCCACCGGCGCCGUCACAGUCGCAAUCGCAAAAACAGCCAGCCCCACCUCUUCGUCCAUCUCCAGUGCCCAGCACACUGCUUAAUGUGCCGAAUCCGCUCGUACUCGCGUGCCUCCAUAUGGAGGGCCACGAGGCCGAUAGGACUCUGCGCUUCUUCCAAAGCGCGUUUGUCGACUGUGACGCCAUCUUUAGAUUAACCAACUACGGCAGCAGGGCUGCUGACCUGCAGGCGAACAGGCCUGCCUUGUGGCUGGCCAUUGUUUUUGCGACGUCAUACCAUGACUUCGAAUACCAGAACCGGCUGGCCCGAAGCAUCAUCAACUUCUUCUGCGAGCAGUUGUUUCAGCACAGCGACCGAAGAUUGGAUCUUUUACAGGGCGUAUUAGUCUUUCUGAGUUGCUUCACCACCCAAAAUUUUACCAUUCCUCUGAGCACGACGCUGCUCCAUAUGGCCAUGUCUCUCGUCUCGGACCUUGGGUUGGACAGGCUUGAAUCCUUAAGAAUGCACGACCGGUCGCCCCUAGAGGCCCCCGCAUCCAUCGCUUUCCACGGCUCUGAGCGUGCGCGGAAAUAUGGGCACACGCUUGACGAGCGCGCUGCUCUCGCCGUCUGCUAUUGUAUCACCAAUUCUGUCUCCGCCUGCGUAUCCUCGAUGACGCCUCUGCAGUAUACGCUGCAGAUAGAGGACGCCUGUCGGUUCUUUGAGACGGGAAAAGGCAACGCGCCCGCCACCGACACUGCCUCGACGGGAUCCGUCCUUGCAAUCACCGUUCGCAUGUACUACCUCAUCCGGCGUGUCCUGCAGGUGCGACAAGAAGCAGACUUCCGUGAUGGCCGCUUUCUCACCCCAGUUCACCAGCUCACCGGCCAAUAUGUGGCCGAGUUGGAAAAUAUUGUUACUGGCAUACCCCCAGAGGUGCAAUCUGAUAAGAUGCACAUUUACAAACUCGGCAUCACCAAUACAUCCGGCUCAACCACCAACGAUGCAUCCUCGAGCAACGGCGUUACAGAGAACGUCGAUGGCCCCGGCGAUAACAAAAUACGCUGCUUCAUUGCAGCAGACAACUUUUUCGAGGUAUUCCUGUCAAUUCCCGUGGCCGACUACUUUCACCUGCCCAUCACGACGUUUUCUCAACUCGUUCACGCCGAUGUCACGUUGGCCAUGUUGACUGCCUACUAUCGCGGCAACACGCGGCCGUCCGGCGUGCCAGCGGGAGUGACUCUUCCGGCCUUUGACGACGUCAUGGAUAAACUGGCCUCCCGUUUUCAAAGGGCCAGAUUCAUCGAGCAUCGUCUUGGCUUCGAGAUGCGCAACCACAUAUAUGAUAAAUUCGCUGAACGCUUGCGAUCGUUCAAGUGCCUCGGUCUGUCUGGACGCCGGAAACCGACAGUGGUAGCGGAUGCCAAAGGAGGCGCGAAGAGCACGCAGAACGACGGGUCGGCUAGACAUAAGGAUCUAGGGGCGAACUCUGACAUGCGAAUCGAACCGUCAUUGUCGAGCAUACCAUCGGACUCGCUGGAUGUGCGAAUGGAAGGGACUCUGGAGACACUCGAGAGCGCGUCGGUGUCGAAGGACACGUUGGAAGUAGAUUAUGGCAUUGAGCGGAUACAAUGGUCGACCUGGGAUCUCACAACACAGUCUACGAUCCUUUCCCAAGCUCACACCGCUGCCAUCCUAUACACGGCAUACGUGGAGCGCGAGUUUCUGCGAAAUGUACCAUUUUUCUCUUUCCUGAUCGACGGCCUUGCUGACGACCGUCAUCUCGACCUACUAUGGGACGUGUAUUACCACCUCCACAUUGACGAUGCGACCACGAAAUUUCUGCGUGCACAGGUGCACAAGCUGGCAGCCGCAGCAGAUACUCUGGAACACUGGCGUUCAGGUCCUUACGGACGGCAUCUGCGCUUCAGCGACAGUGCUACGUUUCGGGACCUACAGGACGGCAUCUUACGCUAUGAGGCAGCCCUUGCAUCGCUGCAGGAUGGCUCACGCGAGAGCUACGAGGCCGGCUUUGCGGCAGCCAUGCACCGCGUGGAGACGUUGCGAGAGCAGAAGCUGGGCAACAUGGCCGUCCUUACAGGCUUCCGGUCGGUGGCACCGCUGUAUACAAUGAAGCUGCGCGAACUACCCUCAGCUCACGACCACUUCUGGAAGCACGGCACCACGUCAGAGGUUGCGGAUCAGAAAGAUAAACAUGCUAUUCCCGCCGAUAUAGUGCCCAACCCAACGUUCGCGGCGUCGGUCUCGAACUCGAUCAGGCUGCACUACGGCUCGGACCCCGUAUUGGGAUACCACUUGGCCACAGCGUUCACGCCAUUGAAAGACACGUCGCCGCUGCGGGCCGAGAGUGAGGCAGAAACGGUGCCGGGGGCCUUUGCUGCCGUGCGAGCUGCACGCACCGAAUUUCGCGCGAUGGCAGGGGCAUUCCAGGCGAUGGCGCACGGCGAAGACGGCCGAUCCGUGACUGUCCGCUUCGUCACGGCGGAUGCGUUGGUCCUGUGCCACACGCUGCAAAACUUGGCAUCCUCGUCGGGAGAACAGACCAGUGCCAAUUGGUUCCGGAGGGGGACGGAUAGCCAGGUGCUGCGACUGGACGCGAAGGAAUAUGGCAAAGGGACUUCAGCAGUCAGGGCACCCGUGAUCUUUGACGUUAUCGACACGUCCAACCUGGCGGAUCAUGUGGGCGCGCUGAAUCUUCUUGUAGCGGGAGUCCCACUGCUGGCGAACAGGCCGUCGUCGUCGUUACUGACAGAGCUGCUUGUGAAGAGAAAAGGGGAAGACGCCGAUGGACAGGAGACGUUCGCGCGGCUUCUCUGCGGCCACACGUUGACGGUGGCGUUGCUGCUGGGCGUCGCGCCGGUCGAGUACUACACAAAUGCGCGCACAAGCUUAUCCUUCGAGGAGAUGAUGAAUAUGGCUGCCAAGCUUGGUGGAAGCGAAGGUGGUAAAGGCCAGCUGCGAAGCAGGCUCACAUGGAAGCUGAGCCACCACGUCUCCGGCCUGGCGGCACAUCCCCAACGGCUUCAGAUCAGUGCAGAUGACCUCGCCAGUGCUCUCAUGGGCACAUACCGUGCCAUGUUCUCGUCUGAGAGAGCGGCGAGAGCGGCGAGCAGCGGCGGCUUGACCAGGAAGGGUGGCUAUCCCUGUUUCCACUGCGGCAGCUUCGCGGCACUCGUGCGCAUCGUGAAGGAUUGUGUGACGACAGACUGGGCAGAUGUGUGUCACCAACUCCUACGGUUGAUUGAGAAGGAGGAUGGCAGCACUUCCGUAGGAUCGACCUAUCUGCAGGACCUGCUGGCUCACCUAGACGUCUGGGACAUCUACAGCGACAAGCGGCUUGGCAAGCCUGGGCUGACUGCUGUGACGUUUUCGGUACCGCGGAACGCUUUCAACAGACUUUCCAAUGCUGCCAUGAUGGACACAGCUUCACCCGCGUUGGCAGUGGCUAUCCGGAACGAGAAGGACAGCUCGAUAUGCAGGAGGUUUGCCGAUAUACAAGUCAUGUUUGGGACCGUUGCAAUCCGGAAGUCCCCUGACGACACACCCGCCGAUGUUCGAGUGGAUGUGCUGCCAGACCCAGAGCUCUGGAAAGGCACAGCACCAUUGGUGGUGUGUCUCUAUGUGCCGACGGCGCUGGCUCAGAAUCCAUCACCGACGGACACGAUCUCGCUUGAGCUACACACGGACCCGCUCAGCCUGUAUGCAUUCGGACUAGAGGUUGGUGCCAUGGGCAUCAUCUACAGCGCACCACUCGCAGACCGGACACGCGUCCAUGUCUCCAGGUUUCUCCCGGGUCAAGACGACUACCCGGCCGUGUGCCCACCGGUGCCGGCAUCUCAAGACGUGGCGCGCCAGCAGGAGGAGAGUAUCGAAGGAGAGACUUCAGAGGUGAAGUUGGAGGUCGACCGGGCGACCGGGAAGGCGAUCUCUGUCACCGGGCGUAUCAACUUUGACUCCGCACGGGGGAGGGCGCUGCUCAGCGACAAGAACAUCGAUAUCAAGACGGUUUCUCCAGAAAGGUCGCCGUUUGCUGUCGGUAUUGUCAUUAGCAGCAAGGGAGAGCCGGCACUUGUGAUCCCGGUGCACUUUCCCGUACCCGUGGCCGCAGGGGAAGGAGUGCGACUGCGGGUGGCGCGGACGUCGGGAUGGAUCGAGGUGGUGGCUCCGGCAGUUGUGUCGCUGCCAGCCAUGGCUGAGCGCUGCCGCACGUGGUCGCAUGACCCGACUACGUGUGCCUAUGCGGUGCAGCCAGAUGCCAAGGUGCCAGUCAGCCUCGAGCCCGGCGGUCCGGUGCUGUGUGCUUGCGGCCAAGGUCAGCUGCCGCCCGACUUUGUGGCCAUGCCGAUGUGGACAGAGGUGGCAGCUCGCUUCGCCACACGCAUUGCCAUCAGCCCCGUCUUCUGCGACCCGUCAGUGGAACCGGCCGUGGCACUGGCAGUGGAGCCGGCAGCUGAGGCGCCGGGUCCACAGGAACCAGUCAAGAAGACGGUGCAGGUGAAGGCCUGUGGCAAUUGCGGCGCGACUGAGGCGAAGGGCGGGCCGCUCAAAAAGUGCCUGCGCUGUCUGGCCAUCAAGUACUGUUCAGCACCGUGUCAGAAGCAGGACUGGCUCAAGCAUCGGCUGGUAUGCGAGGAGUCGCCCGAGAAUGUCGGCGAGGAAUCACACGCAUGA
This is a messenger RNA of Grosmannia clavigera kw1407, 5256 nucleotides long. RefSeq names its product zinc finger, mynd-type domain containing protein. The transcript has 5 exons. Gene Ontology annotation, molecular function: transcription cis-regulatory region binding; DNA-binding transcription factor activity, RNA polymerase II-specific. Bases 1 to 5256 code for a protein of 1751 amino acids. Gene Ontology annotation, biological process: regulation of DNA-templated transcription. Gene Ontology annotation, cellular component: nucleus. NCBI's taxonomy places the organism in Eukaryota, Fungi, Ascomycota, Sordariomycetes, Ophiostomatales, Ophiostomataceae. The record is from RefSeq and is a predicted model, not a curated record.